AGGUGUGGACCCUGUUCUACUGCAGACCCUGAACAUGGCCCUGCUGAAGUCCACGCUCUGUCUCCUGGUGGUCCUGGUGGUCUGUGACUUCAGCUGGGCUGAGGAGGAGGAGGAGGAGCUGUCUGUGUCGGAGCUGCUGUGGAAGGCCAACAAGGACGUCGUGCACACCGAGGACGAGCCCCUGGUCAUCGAUGACAUCGCCUACGACCAUGAGAACCAGAGGAACGCUGACCCCUGCACCUCCCGCGGCUGCAUGUGGUCCAAAUCCAGUGACGGAAAAGUCUACGUGCCCUACGUCAUCGCCUCGCACUUCUCGUCACGUGAACGCACCAUCAUCGAGCGCGGCCUGUUUUCCUUCCACGACGUCUCCUGCAUUCGCUUCAUUAAAAGAAGUACUCACAGAGACUACGUCAACAUCCAGUCCAACAACGGCUGCUACUCCUACGUGGGCCGUCGUGGUUAUUCCCAGACUUUGUCCCUGGACCGUCAGGGCUGUCUCUACCACAACACCGUCCAGCACGAGCUGCUGCACGCUCUGGGCUUCAACCACGAGCAGUGUCGCUCUGACAGAGACCAGUACAUUAAAAUCCUGUGGCACAACAUCCAGUCUGGCUGGGAGUACGCCUUUGACAAGAUCAACACCCUGAACCAGAACACGCCCUACGACUACAACUCUGUCAUGCAGUACCACAAGUACGCCUUCUCUGGCAACAACCAGCCCACCAUGAUGCCCAUCCCUGAUGCUAACGUCUCAUUUGGCAAAGGAACACAAAUGAGCAAGAACGACAUUGACCGACUGAACAGACUGUACAAGUGCUAAAAAGUGAUAAAGAUCGGGAUCAGACAGUAAUGAAACAAAUCAAGACAUCGUCAAAAAAUCGUCUUCACAUUUAAAAUGCAAAACAUUAUGAUUGGAAAUAUUAAAUAUUUCGUUAUUGCUGAA
Cynoglossus semilaevis (tongue sole) is the source of this 943-nucleotide messenger RNA. Its product is annotated as high choriolytic enzyme 1-like. The transcript has 8 exons. The record is from RefSeq and is a predicted model, not a curated record. Gene Ontology annotation, biological process: proteolysis. Gene Ontology annotation, molecular function: metalloendopeptidase activity; zinc ion binding. NCBI's taxonomy places the organism in Eukaryota, Metazoa, Chordata, Actinopteri, Pleuronectiformes, Cynoglossidae. Bases 35 to 820 code for a protein of 261 amino acids.